Molecule: messenger RNA, 6579 nt
Organism: Cyprinus carpio (common carp)
Lineage: Eukaryota; Metazoa; Chordata; Actinopteri; Cypriniformes; Cyprinidae
Product: regulatory-associated protein of mTOR
Exons: 38
Coding region: 542-4708 (1388 amino acids)
Biological process (GO): cellular response to starvation; regulation of autophagy; cellular response to amino acid stimulus
Cellular component (GO): TORC1 complex; cytoplasm
Molecular function (GO): protein-macromolecule adaptor activity; protein binding
Source: RefSeq, a predicted model, not a curated record
CUCCGCCCCCAAAUGCGCGGUGCAUUCUGGGUCCAGCUCAAGAUGGCGGCGCCCUUGCGCAAAUGUUGAGAAACACUCUCGGCUGGAAGUCUGAUUAAAAUUAGCCAGAGUUCUACAGUGUUGAUCCAUCAUUAAAAACAACAGAAAGUGCACGGAAAGAGACCGUCGGAUUAAAGUAUCGCGCUCCUGCCGUGGCUCACGUAGAGUGUGUGUUUGAGGAUGAUGAUGAUGAUGGGCCGCUGCGCCUGACCCAGAACCAAAAGGAGAGCCAUCUCAGAUCGCCCUGCAAACGCCACUUGAUCCAGCGCCUGCAGAUCUUCUACAGGCUGUGGACGCUGCCAUUUAAGCUGCUGACGGGAGUGAUUUGUGUGAUCGUCCGCCGACGCAGCGGAUCUCGAGCUUUGGAGAACUCUGUCGAUAAGAGUAGGCCUACAUGGAGGCUAUCUCAACAUAAGUGUUUGGAGCUUAGUGCAGAAUUGUUUAGUGUCACUAUGAGAACUGCAGUUGAAAUCUGUGAGCCUAUGCAUUUACCAGUUUCCUUAUGAAAAUGGAUGCUGAGCUGCUUCACUCCCCUGUGGUUGGUCUGGCGGAGGAGGAGGAGGUGGACAUGACUGACUGGAACCUUCCACUGGCCUUCAUGAAGAAACGCCACACAGAAAAGAUUGAGGGAUCCAAAGCUUUGGCUCAGAGCUGGAGAAUGAAAGACAGGAUGAAAACAGUGAGUGUGGCUCUAGUUUUAUGUCUCAAUGUUGGCGUGGACCCUCCUGAUGUAGUCAAGACCUCACCCUGCGCCAGACUAGAGUGCUGGAUAGACCCUCUGUCCAUGAGUCCACAGAAAGCCCUGGAGACGAUAGGGUCCAAUCUACAGAAACAGUAUGAGAACUGGCAGCCAAGGGCCCGCUAUAAGCAGAGUUUGGACCCUACAGUUGAUGAGGUGAAGAAGUUGUGUACUUCACUGCGGAGAAAUGCCAAAGAGGAACGUGUUCUCUUUCAUUAUAAUGGCCAUGGGGUGCCCCGACCCACUGUCAAUGGAGAGAUCUGGGUCUUCAACAAGAACUACACACAGUACAUCCCUCUCUCCAUCUAUGACUUACAGACGUGGAUGGGAAGUCCCUCCAUCUUCGUGUAUGACUGCUCUAACGCAGGGAUCAUUGUCAAGUCAUUCAAACAGUUUGCAUUGCAAAGGGAGCAGGAGCUGGAGGUGGCAGCAAUAAACCCUAACCACCCACUGGCUCAGAUGCCCCUGCCUCCCUCCAUGAAGAACUGCAUUCAGCUGGCCGCCUGUGAGGCCAAUGAACUCCUGCCCAUGAACCCUGACCUGCCUGCUGACCUUUUCACAUCCUGUCUCACUACACCAAUCAAAAUCGCCCUACGCUGGUUCUGUAUGCAGAAGAGUGCAAAGCUGGUGCCAGGAGUGACCUUGGACCUGAUUGAGAAGAUCCCCGGCAGGCUGAAUGACAGAAGGACACCAUUAGGGGAGCUGAACUGGAUUUUCACAGCUAUCACUGACACAAUUGCAUGGAAUGUCCUGCCGAGAGAUCUCUUUCAGAAAUUGUUUCGUCAAGAUCUUUUGGUGGCCAGUCUGUUUCGAAAUUUCUUAUUGGCUGAGAGAAUAAUGAGGUCAUAUAACUGUACACCAGUCAGCAGCCCCAGGUUGCCACCCACAUACAUGCACGCUAUGUGGCAAGCGUGGGACCUUGCAGUGGACAUCUGCCUCUCCCAGCUUCCCACCAUCAUCGAGGAGGGCACAGCUUUCAGGCAUAGUCCAUUCUUUGCUGAGCAACUGACAGCCUUUCAAGUGUGGCUGACAAUGGGUGUGGAGAACAGAAACCCACCAGAGCAGCUUCCCAUUGUCCUUCAGGUCCUCUUAAGUCAGGUACACAGACUGAGGGCACUGGAUUUGUUGGGACGAUUUCUGGACCUGGGCCCUUGGGCCGUCAGUUUGGCUCUUUCAGUGGGGAUUUUUCCGUAUGUGUUGAAACUGUUGCAGAGUUCAGCAAGAGAGCUCAGGCCUCUUUUGGUCUUCAUAUGGGCGAAGAUCUUGGCUGUGGAUAGUUCAUGCCAAGCUGAUCUUGUAAAAGACAAUGGACACAAGUACUUCCUGUCGGUGCUGGCUGACCCAUUCAUGCCUGCUGAGCAUCGAACCAUGGCAGUCUUCAUCCUUGCUGUCAUUGUCAACAACUACAACACGGGACAGGAGGCUUGUCUGCAGGGUAACCUGAUUGCGAUCUGUCUGGAGCAGCUCAAUGACCCUCAUCCUCUUCUGAGGCAGUGGGUGGCAAUCUGUUUGGGCCGAAUCUGGCAGAACUUUGAUUCUGCACGCUGGUGUGGAGUUCGAGAUAGUGCCCAUGAGAAGCUCUACAGCCUCCUGUCUGAUCCUAUACCAGAGGUGCGGUGUGCAGCUGUGUUUGCUUUGGGUACAUUUGUGGGGAAUUCUGCUGAGAGAACCGAUCAUUCUACCACCAUUGAUCAUAAUGUGGCCAUGAUGCUAGCACAACUCAUUAAUGAUGGAAGUCCCAUUGUCAGGAAGGAGCUGGUUGUUGCUCUUAGUCACCUAGUGGUGCAGUAUGAGAGUAAUUUCUGUACCGUGGCUCUGCAGUUCAUCGAGGAAGAGAAAAACUAUGCUGUACCCUCACCUGCAAAUUCCACAGAGACAGGAAAUGUUACUCCAAGUAGGGACAGUCCCGCCAUCCCUCGUUUACGUUCAGUGAACUCCUAUACAAAUCUAAGAGCUGCCACCACUGCUCGAACCCUCAAUAAGAGUCUUCAGAAUCUCAAUCUCAACGAAGAGGGUGGUCCGGCAGCAUUCUCUCCAGGGAACCUGAGCACCAGCAGCAGUGCUAGCAGUACUCUGGGCAGUCCCGAUAAUGAUGAAUACCUUCUCUCCUUUGAAACCAUCGACAAGAUGAGGAGAGUCAGCUCAUACUCUUCCUUGAAUUCUCUCAUUGGAGUGUCUUUUAACAGUGUAUAUACUCAGAUUUGGAGGGUGUUACUGCAUCUUGCAGCUGAUCCAUUUCCAGACGUCUCUGAUUUGGCCAUGAAGGUUCUCAACAGCAUCGCAUACAAGGCCACCAUGAAUGCUCGUACACAGAGGAUUCUGGACUCAGGUUCUCUGACCCAGUCAGCACCUGCCAGUCCAACCAGCAAAGGAACACUCAUACAUCAAGCAGGUGCUUCCCACAGAUCCAAACCCUCUUCAUCUCCCUCCAGCGGAUCUCCACCUAUGCCUGGUGCCUCCAGCUCCAGCCUCACCAAUGAAGUGCCCAAACCACCAGUUCGAGAGGGGCUGCCCACUCGGCCACCAUACACACCAACUCUGGGUGGUCAGGCACCCCACUCGCAGCAGUUCCCACGCACCAGGAAGAUGUUUGACAAGGGCCCUGAUCAGACUGCCGAGGAUGGAGAUGAGGCAGCCGCUCACAGGAGCUUCAUCAGUGUGAGUCUGCAGACGGGUCUUUGCGACUGGAGUGCAAAAUACUUUGCUCAGCCCGUCAUGAAGAUUCCAGAAGAGCAUGACUUGGAGAGUCAAGUUCGUAAGGAGAGAGAGUGGAGAUUCUUACGCAAUGCACGAGUACGCAGACAAAGCCAACGCAUCACUCAAAGAGGAGUGACACGGUUAGAUGAUCAGAUCUUCAUCAACAGAAACCCAGGAGUUCCAUCAGUGGUGAAGUUUCAUCCGUUUAACCCCUGCAUCGCUGUAGCUGAUAAAGAUUCAAUCUGUUUUUGGGACUGGGAGAAAGGAGAGAGGUUGGAUUAUUUCUACAAUGGGAACCCACGAUACACACGCAUUACAGCUAUGGAGUACCUUAAUGGGCAUGACUGCUCUCUCCUCCUCACUGCCACUGAUGAUGGAGCUUUGCGAAUUUGGAAGAACUUUGCUGACCAGAGGAAUCCAGAGAUGGUCACAGCGUGGCAGGGGCUGUCCGACAUGCUGCCCACUACACGAGUGUUUGGAAAAAGCUGUCGGAAUUUCCAGUCUUCCUGCAUGACGCGGGACUGUAGAGAUGCCCAUGGGUGCUCUGGUUUGGCCCGACGGGUCUCAAUCUAUCUUGACAGAAGUAAACAGGGAGGUGCAGGUAUGGUGGUGGACUGGGAGCAGGAGACUGGUCUCUUGAUGACGUCAGGUGACGUUAGAGUCAUACGGAUCUGGGACACAGAAAGAGAAAUGAAAGUCCAGGACAUCCCUACAGGAGCAGACAGCUGUGUGACCAGCCUAUCAUGUGAUCCUCAGCGGUCACUGGUAGCUGCAGGUCUUGGAGACGGAUCGGUUCGGGUGUAUGACCGCAGAAUGGGACCUAACGAAUGUCGUGUGAUGACGUAUAGAGAACACGGUGCUUGGGUGGUGAAGGCACAUCUGCAGAAGGAGCCUGAAGGACACAUUAUCAGUGUCAGUGUAAAUGGAGAUGUGCGGUUCUUUGACCCACGAACACCAGAAUCAAUUAACAUCUUGCAGACAGUGAAAGGACUGACGGCUCUGGACAUCCAUCCACAAGCAAACCUGUUCGCUUGUGGCUCUAUGAAUCAGUUUAUAGCUGUGUAUAACUCCAAUGGGGAUGUCAUCAGCAACAUUAAGUACUAUGAUGGUUUCAUGGGGCAGAGAAUUGGAGCCAUCAGCUGCCUGGCCUUCCACCCUUACUGGCCUCAUCUUGCUGUGGGCAGUAAUGACUACUACAUGUCCAUCUACUCAGCAGAGAAGAGACUCAGAUAACAUCAUGAUCUCUCACCUUUGACCCCUGCUGCCCCCCUGGAUGUAAAUGACUUCCUGUAAAUAUGCAACAACCACAAUGAAUGUCUAAAGAAGGCUGCUGAACCCACACAUGAUGACUAUAUUAUAACCAUUAUUAUUAUUAUUAUUCUCAACAUAAUUAUCAUUAUGGAUUUACUGAUUGUAGACUUGGCUAUGCCGGAGGAGUAUGUACUAUUUCAAUUGCAUAUAAAGAUCUAAAAACAAGUCUUUAUUGUUUGGCCAGUCUUGGCCAUGGUUUUUGACUCUUGGAACUGACAACCUCCUGAAGAGUCAGAGAGAUCGACCUGAAGACAAGAGACAAAUGAAAUGACGAACUUCCCUAAGCUUGGUGUUAAAUCCUGACUAUGAAGGCCCAUUGCUCAGUGGGUUCUCUCUCAAACCCUGUGCCUCAUCAUAUCUCUGCUGAAGUACAGUUGGAUGUGCUUUUCUGAAAAAUUCUGUCAAUUUUGCUGUAGAUCCGUAGUUUUUAAGUGUGCAGGCAUGCAUUUCUUGCGUGAAGAAAUAGGCAACAGAUGGGGUGUUCUUACUCGCCAAACGCAACCUCCCUUACAUAUCCAUUCUUAAUAUGUUCACACACAUGCACUAUGCCAAACCAUAUCUGCAUCAAAACACAACACUUUAUUGGACUGCACAUACAAAAAUGUAGUUUUACACCUCAACAUCACAUACUGACUCUAACCUCAAAGCACUGGACAUGGAUAACAGGGCCUGCCGCUCAUUUGCAUCCACACUAAGAACUGUGGAGCCUGGGAGAAACACAAGGGUCUCCCAAAGUUAAGCUCAAAUAAUCAGGAUAAAGAUUUGUAUAGAUUUCAAGACAGAAAUGUAAAGAUAAGUGAGAGUGAGUUUGCCAUCUAUUUUUGCCUGGGCUGUACAAUAACCUCAAGUUUUUAAAGAUGUUUUUGUUUUUUGUUUUUCCACUUCUUGUUUUGCAUUCAUGAGUCAUAUGUAAUGGUUUUUUUUUCUCUCUCUCACUGCACACAUAGCUCACUAUCUGAAAAUUGUGCCAGAGCCUCAGUUUUAGUUAGUUAGAAAUUUCUGUUCUCCAUGCUGCAAAUGCAACAUAACCUACUUUUGCAGCACAAAACCUUUUGUUCUCUUGAGCCAGUGGUCACCAUCGUCAUCAUCUUUCCCCACUCCUGCUCAAAGAAUCAUCUGUAAUAUGGUACACAAAUUCAUUUUAUCUUAAACUCAGAGAUGGUCUCCAUUAAUAUUUUUCCUCAAAUUAAAAAAAAAAAAAAAAGAGUGCAGUUGACAGAGCAGACAAAGGACUAUUUCAUAUUUUAGCCUCUCAUGACGUUGGACCUGAUCUGUUUCCACUUUCACUUUUCCUGUCACUCUAAUAAUGUAUAGUCUCCUGGUUACCUAUACAGUGACACAGCAUUAUGUGGAAUCAGAUACAACUAUCAUGUCUCUUUCAUCGCAGCACUUGUAUACAGUCUCACUAUGUAUUGUGCUGUUGUUAACUUUGAUAAAUUAAUUGUAAUUCUAUGUUUAAGUAAUUAGAGCUUGUGGUUCACAGAGAUUUCAUCUUUGUCCCACAACUGUGCACAGUUCUGAUCUGUUUACACAAGAAUGAAAAUGAAAGUGUUAACUAAAAGCUGAAAGGGAUAGUUCACUGAAAUGUAAACAUUUUAUCAUUUACACACCCGCAUGUCAUUCCAAUCCUGCAUGACCUUUCUUUUGUGGAACACAAACAAGAUAUUUAUCAAAAGCUUUUCUUUCCAUUCAGUGAAAGUGGAUGGGGACCAGGCAAUUCAAAGACAGUAAUUGCCAAGUCAUACAGGUUUAGCAGAACAUGAGGUUAAGUAAAUGAGUCUGUUUUCAUUUUU